AUGGACUAUCAAAGAAGCCGUGCAAUUGGCGUCAUUGAAAGAGCUUUCUUCAAUGUCCCAAUGUGUAGAUACAAAUUGAGAGUGUCCCAUAAGUUAGAUGAAACCGGAACCCCACUUGAUUUCGACACACACUUUAAGGACCUGACUAUCAAGAGAGUUACCCAAUUGGUGGAUGCAGGAGGGAUAAUAUUGCAGUUUCAGGAUUUUGCUGCCGUUGCAAUUUGGUUCCCACCAGGCGUCAAGCCACCAGCUGGUGAUUCCGAGGGAACUCCCUCUUACGUAGACUACUACUCAAAGUCUACUGCCAUUAAAAAGAAAAACCACGAAAAGCUAGGCAAUGAGUACUGGUAUUUGAAUACCAUUGCAAGGGAUCCAGAUAUAACUUACGGCCACGAGGGAAUUCGAAGUUCCGGUGUGGUUGGCCCUUUAAUCAGACUGAUCUUGUGGCAAGCAAGUCAGAAUAAUAUUCCAGCAGUGUUAGAGGCUAUCAGCGAUCGCGCCAGAGAUAUCUAUUUGCACUAUGGAUUUGAGGUUGUUGAUACAUUUGAACUUGGCCAAGGCGAAGAGAUAUACACUGUGUAUUUGAUGAUACAUAAUAAAACAGCCGAAGAGUACGAAGAGUCCAGUAAAUAG
Molecule: messenger RNA, 633 nt
Organism: Dujonia railenensis
Lineage: Eukaryota; Fungi; Ascomycota; Pichiomycetes; Serinales; Debaryomycetaceae
Source: the annotation of a GenBank genome assembly